Messenger RNA from Penicillium oxalicum, 336 nucleotides. RefSeq lists its product as uncharacterized. The transcript has a single exon. Gene Ontology annotation, biological process: regulation of transcription by RNA polymerase II. Gene Ontology annotation, molecular function: protein dimerization activity; DNA-binding transcription factor activity, RNA polymerase II-specific; RNA polymerase II cis-regulatory region sequence-specific DNA binding. Bases 1 to 336 code for a protein of 111 amino acids. Lineage: Eukaryota; Fungi; Ascomycota; Eurotiomycetes; Eurotiales; Aspergillaceae. The record is from RefSeq and is a predicted model, not a curated record.
AUGACUCCCGACGGGGAUCACGACCGGUCAUCAACGACCCCCACGGCUGGCACCAAGUCAGUCUCGGGCGCAGACAAGGAAAAACCUCGCUUGACAGACCAGGAGAAGAAGAACAACCACAUCGCGUCUGAACAGAAGCGACGAGCGGCAAUUCGAGAGGGAUUUGAUCGACUCACAGAACUUGUGCCGGGGCUGGAGGGACAGGGGCGAAGUGAAAGCAUUGUUUUACAAAAGACCGUCGAGUUCAUUCACAUGAAGCUGCGGGAGCGCGAAGAUCUGAUCGCAGAGAUUGAACACAAGGGCGGUCGCGUGGAUGACUCGCUCCGGCCAUCAUAA